Molecule: messenger RNA, 1863 nt
Organism: Aspergillus affinis
Lineage: Eukaryota; Fungi; Ascomycota; Eurotiomycetes; Eurotiales; Aspergillaceae
Exons: 1
Coding region: 1-1863 (620 amino acids)
Source: RefSeq, a predicted model, not a curated record
AUGGUGACUUCGUCAUGGUUUGCGGCAGCACUUGGGGUUGUUGGCUUCAUUAUUACCACCAAUGAAGCUGUAGGCACGCCAGAACACCCAUUCCCUUCCACUCCGAGUCAUGAUCUGCAUAACUACCACGAUCGCCCAGGACCGACAAAGUACUCGGGCGUAUUGAGCGAGUGUGCAAAAAGGGCGGAUCACACACGAAGUGGCAACUGGACCGAGUUCGAUUGCACUCAUCCAGUAUUUGUAGACUUCUCUUACUACACGCCCUCCGAACAGUGGAAGCAGUUGAAUGCGGAUGCAGCAUGGAGAGACGUGGUCAGGAUCUGGAAAGAGACCGAAAAGGGCCAUAUGAGUUUCAUAGAGUCAGUCACAGACACUCUCAAGGUCCUGGAUUCCAACUGUGGGGAAAUAGGGACCGGAAGCUGCCUCCCACAAGACUGUCCAAGAGGUGCAGACGGAUCGUUUUCUGGACCUGCGGCGCAGCUUAUCUGGAACUCGCUGGUGGAGGUUCAUCACUACUACGAAAUGUACUAUAACGCUUUUGACGUGUUCACUCGGAUUUCGAGCACCGUACUUGAAGAACUGGAGAAAGAAUUUGCGCCAAUCUCACCGGAACAGGAUACUGAAAAAUGGCUCUUCGUGCUUACGGACCUCUUCUCCCUCGGAACCCUUUCCACCGCCGGACCAUUCAUCAAGACCGAUCUCAAAGAGAGACCAUACUUCUUUCAGAAAAGUAGCUUACUUGAGAAUCCUAAGGACAUUACUAUAAUAUUAAUCGGAAAUAACCCCAGCAUCGCCCAUGACAUGCUAGACGGGGAUAAACCUUCGUGGGUACUAUCACCGGCUAACUUCUCGGAUUAUAUGGGUCAGGUAACCUUUGGCUGGGGCCAUGUUGCUUCUCAUGCACUCGCGGAGUUGUUCAGCGGAACAGAAGAAGGGCUAGAGACUCUUUGGAGCACGAUAUCUAACGGAAAGCUCGCCGACGGUGCAUUCGAAACAGGGGGGCCCCAGUUCGGUAAUGCCCAUAAUGAAAUAAGGCCCAAUGUUCAAAAGAAAUUCUUCGGCUUUGUAAUUCCUGCGCUUUGGAAGGUCUCUCAAACUUACACAUUCAUCAUUGACUCGGGCUAUGGGUGUGAUGAAGAUAGACCGCUCAGCAAUUACCUCGACGACAACACAAUGAACGCCACUGGUGUCUGCCUUGAAGAAAAACGCUACUACCUCGUGUAUCCGAACAAAGGAAAUAAAUUCUCGACGCCCCAGGGCCUGGAAUCACUCCCCAAAGAAGACCUGGUCAAGGGAUCUGUCCGUACGUGGAUUCACAAUGGCAAGGAGAAUCGCGGCGGCUUUGGGGAACCGAUUGACAAAGUCACCAUGGAAAAUUUGAUAGAUGCCGACAUCAUGGCACCGGGUUUCAUCCGUAUCCCCGUCUGCAGCGCUGAACGCGCAAUUCAAUCCUGGAAGAUAGGCAAGAAGGGCUCCAACUACUUUUAUCCCUGCGAUAUCCCGCCAGGCAAGAACACAUGUCGUGAGUCGACUUUCGAGGACCAAACCAGUGACGCAUCGCCUAGCAUUGAUGAUUGUCUUACCAUUAUCAAGAAUAUCGAGGGUGAUGCCAGCACCGACUAUACCCACCAGGUGGUUGGCAAGAGACAUCGAGAGAUUCUCUCGUUCGGGUCUUGUUCUUUUGGUGUGGAAGCUACCAAGGUUCAUGGCAACGUGAACUUCGUCAUCGGUGGACAGAAUGCCAUUGAUAUUAUCAGAGACUCUAUCAAGAGGUUCAGUAGGGAUAGCAAGGUGGGAGCGAGGGGAGAGAUGAAUUGCACCGGCAAUAUUAAAGACCAACCAAUUAAAUGGGGUAUCUACUAG